AGUCUGAACGAUGUGAAGUAAAUCGUUUCGGGGACGGACUGUUUUUUAUUGUACUUGUCUUCACGGUUCACUCCGGUGUCUUUUCCUCGGUGAGGUCUCGUCUCCCGUCGGCAUCGUGUCUCUCCCGGUGUCUCUCCCGGGAAGCGCGCAGCCGAGUCGUGCGAUGAUGGAGGACUUUGAUGAGAUCUACGAAGAGGAGGAGGAAGAGGAGGACGAGGACAGGGCCGCGGAGGAGCAGCUCCUUAAGUACGCUCCGGACCCGGUGGUGGUGCGAGGAUCUGGCCACGUCACUGUGUUUGGGCUUAGUAACAAAUUUGAGUCCGAAUUUCCUUCAGCACUUACAGGAAAGGUUGCCCCUGAGGAAUUUAAAGCCAGUAUCAACCGUGUCAACGGCUGCCUGAGGAAGACGCUGCCAGUGAAUGUGCGGUGGCUCCUGUGUGGCUGCCUCUGCUGCUGUUGCACGCUGGGCUUCAGUUUGUGGCCCGUCAUCUGCCUCAGCAAGAGGACAAGACGAUCUCUCGAGAAACUGCUCGACUGGGAGAACAGCAGACUUUACCACAAGUUGUGUUUGCAUUGGAGAUUAAGCAAAAGGAAGUGUGAAACCAACAAUAUGAUGGAAUAUGUCAUCCUAAUAGAGUUUCUACCUAAGAUCCCAAUCUUCAGACCGGAUUAGCCUGACUCAAGCUGAUCUUAAACCACCACCGCUGCCCAGCUCUGUCACAGAACCACAGUGGCUGUCAACACACCUCCCAAAUAUUACAAUUUUUGUUUACAGAGUAUCAAAUAUUUCGCUUUCAUCUUUGACUCGUUCUCCCACACAUACCAUAUCCACACUUAAACACCCUUGUUUACAAAUCCAGCAUUGGAGUCACCAUUGAACCAUGUUCUUUUGGACAAGAUGGCGCACCGUUAAGCCAUGCAACCCAGUGGCAGCCUGUGGAAAGUCGGAGGAGACCCAGCAAUGGGCAGUGUUAUUCCUUUUGGAGCCGGACCUGGAGACUGGACUCUUGAACUGAGUUCUAGGCUACAACUGGAACUUUUUUUCGCUUGUUUCUUCCCUAAUCCAAGCACAUGGCAUUGUCUGACCAUGGAGAAACAAACACUUUUAAUAUGUUGCUGACUUUCACGCUCCACCAACUUCACCUGCAAAAAAAAAUACACCCCAGUGCUUUUGAAACAGUUGGCUUUGGUGCUCUAGAUCCUUCCUAGAGGCUGUGGAGGCGACAUGACACGGAACUCCAGUGGAAACAUCUUCCACACAAACUCAGUAGUGGACUGACUACUGUCAAAGAAACAUGUUGGGCCAUUACCAGACAUUGUUUUCCUCUCAUCCCUGUCAUUUCUCUGCACACUUGGUGUGUCAGGCUAACCCAGUGACAAUCACACACUUUGACUGUACUCCCCCAUAAUAUGAAGGGGUCCUUAUGCUACACUGUUUACCUGGAACAGUUUUUUUUUUUUUUACUGUUCUGUGUGUGUCCAGGUGAUGAGCUGGCUGCCAGGCAACGGUUUCGGAGUCACAGUGGAACAAGUAAGCUUGGAGGCAGGCCCACUGUUGACGAUGAGAGGAAUUGUUGCUUUUAUUUUUAUUUAAAUUUUUUUUUUUUUUUUUAAUAUCUCAAGUUGUGUUUACUGUUUUUUGGUGAAAGGCAGGUAGUCAGUGCUUGUGAAGCCGUCUGUAUGUGUUUAUGUUUGUGUGUGUGAGAGCGCGUUUGAGACAGUGAAACUUAAGCAAAAAAGACAAAUCAGACAUUGAAGAGACACACUCACUCCGUCAAGCAGGGUUCUUUCUUUGCCAUAAAUGAUCUAUGUUACCUUUUUCUUGUAGUAAUUUAUAAGUGAGUGAGUGUGAAAUAGGCCUCAAUUGUGAUUUAUUUUUUUUUGUUUUGUUUUUUUUUCUUCAAACAUGCUCUGGUGGUUCCUUUGUCUCUGGUCAUGUGUCAACACUAAAGCACACUCUCGCUUUGUUCUUAACACCUUCACAUGGCCUCUCUUCUCUUUAUCUGCUGACAUUGGUUUACUUACAGUAUAUGUUCAAGUUAAGAAUGUGGAUAUGAUGAGAAAGUCCCUCUGUUUUGAGAUAGACUUAUAACAUUUAGAGGCCUGAGAUGACUAAGAUUAUUCAAUCCUCUUUAUUUGGUGUUUGCCAACACCAGUGGUCUGUAUUAUAAUGCAGGAUUACUCCAGUUAGCUUCAUAACUGCACUGAAUAAAAUCAGACUGUUCUGAGAUCAGGAA
Messenger RNA from Solea solea (common sole), 2237 nucleotides. RefSeq names its product cysteine-rich hydrophobic domain 2 (gene chic2). The coding region runs from base 164 to 673 and encodes 169 amino acids. The transcript has 6 exons. The record is from RefSeq and is a predicted model, not a curated record. Lineage: Eukaryota; Metazoa; Chordata; Actinopteri; Pleuronectiformes; Soleidae.